This is a messenger RNA of Notothenia coriiceps (black rockcod), 649 nucleotides long. Its product is annotated as glycerol-3-phosphate dehydrogenase [NAD(+)], cytoplasmic-like. Lineage: Eukaryota; Metazoa; Chordata; Actinopteri; Perciformes; Nototheniidae. The transcript is spliced from 4 exons. The record is from RefSeq and is a predicted model, not a curated record. Gene Ontology annotation, cellular component: cytosol. Bases 93 to 635 code for a protein of 180 amino acids. Gene Ontology annotation, molecular function: NAD binding; glycerol-3-phosphate dehydrogenase [NAD(P)+] activity. Gene Ontology annotation, biological process: glycerol-3-phosphate catabolic process.
ACAUUUAUAGCAGGGCGUAUGAGGAAGUUAUUAUACCAGGAAUAAACAAAAGCAUCGCUUCAACCAGCAAUAGGAUUCGCAUUUUCGCAAUAAUGCCUGCAAAGAAAGUGUGCAUCGUGGGAUCUGGAAACUGGGGCUCUUCCAUUGCCAAAAUAAUCGGGCAUAAUGUCAAAGCCUCCAACCGGUUCGACCCAAUGGUGAACAUGUGGGUUUAUGAAGAGAUGAUCGAUGGGAGGAAGCUAACAGAGAUCAUUAAUACCGAUCACCAAAAUGUCAAAUAUCUACCAGGUCACACGCUGCCCAGGAAUGUGGUCGCUGUUCCAGACAUCUCAGAAGCCGUCAGAGGAGCGAAGAUCCUGGUCUUUGUAAUCCCUCACCAGUUCAUCAGCAAGCUGUGUGAUCAGAUCAAACCCCACAUCUCGGAGGGAACCAUCGGGAUAUCCCUCAUCAAAGGUAUCGAUGAGGGACCAGAUGGACUUAAGCUCAUCUCUGACAUCAUCCGAGAGAAACUGGAGAUAGAGGUCAGCGUCCUAAUGGGGGCCAACAUCGCCAGCGAGGUCGCAGAUGAGAAGUUCUGUGAAACCACCAUCGGUACGUUUUGUCUAUUCAGCUGCCAAAAAAAUCUGCCUGGAUGAUGUGUGGUGGUCAG